This is a messenger RNA of Esox lucius (northern pike), 1332 nucleotides long. RefSeq names its product dehydrodolichyl diphosphate synthase (gene dhdds). The transcript is spliced from 9 exons. Bases 123 to 1130 code for a protein of 335 amino acids. The record is from RefSeq and is a predicted model, not a curated record. Lineage: Eukaryota; Metazoa; Chordata; Actinopteri; Esociformes; Esocidae. Gene Ontology annotation, molecular function: ditrans,polycis-polyprenyl diphosphate synthase [(2E,6E)-farnesyl diphosphate specific] activity. Gene Ontology annotation, biological process: polyprenol biosynthetic process. Gene Ontology annotation, cellular component: dehydrodolichyl diphosphate synthase complex; endoplasmic reticulum.
UUUUCAAAGGUACCAUAUUGCACAAACAGGAAGUUCUCAGUCUUUUGGAUACGUCAUUCCGUCGAAUGAGGAAGGGGACGUCAUCGUAAGCUGUGUGAGUUGGAAGGGGUUGCAGUUGGAAGAUGUCGUGGAUAAGGGAAGGUGAAUUAAACCUGAUUGAGAAGCUCACAGCCAACAUACUGAAGUCUGGACCAAUGCCGAAACAUGUGGCUUUCAUCAUGGAUGGCAACCGGCGCUACGCUCGCAAGAGGCAGGUGGAGCGUCAAGAGGGACACACGCAGGGAUUCGACAAACUGGCGGAGACACUACGCUGGUGCCUGAACCUUAACAUCCUUGAGGUCACGGUGUACGCCUUCAGCAUCGAGAACUUCAAGCGGUCCAAAGAUGAGGUGGAUGGCCUAAUGGAGCUGGCCAAGCAGAAGUUCAUCAAACUUCUGGAGGAACAGGAGAACCUGGAGAAGCAUGGAGUGUGUAUCCGGGUGUUGGGAGAUCUGACCUUACUUCCAUUGGACCUGCAGCAGCACAUAGCCCGGGCUGUGGUCGCCACCAGGUCCCAUAACAAAUGUUUUCUGAAUGUGUGCUUCGCCUACACCUCACGACAUGAAAUAGCCAAUGCAGUCAGGGAGAUGGCUUGGGGAGUGGAGCAGGGUCACAUCAAAUCCAGUGAUGUGUCAGAGGCCUUGUUGAGUCAGUGUCUGUAUAGUAGUAACUCUCCCAACCCAGACCUGCUCAUUCGCACAUCCGGAGAGGUGCGCCUCAGUGACUUCCUGCUGUGGCAGACAUCCCACUCCUGCUUGGUGUUCCAGUCAGUUCUGUGGCCAGAAUACACAUUCUGGAACCUGUGUGAGGCCAUCCUGCAGUAUCAGCUCAACUACAGACCUCUUCAGAAAGCCAGAGACCAACACCAAGAGGACCAGGCCAUUCAGCAGCUGGAGGCAGACCGGGCCUGUGUAGCAGAACUCAUACAGCACUGUGGCAAUGGAAACCCACUCGAUGCCCAGAGGAGACAGGAAGCACUGCUCCAAUACACUGCCAGCCGAGAGGAAAGGGUUCAGGACUUCCUUUGCGCACUCCAGCACAAGAGAGACUCGUUCUUUACUGACUUAACCAGCCAGGCUGCUCUCAUUUAGAGGGUAUGUAGGGAGUGACGGUGCUCCCCAUCUUGGCUUGGGGGAGCACCGUCUCCUGAAGAGAACCUGGUUGGAAAUGUCUUAUUUUGUAUGAGUGAUUUGUAUGAAGAUAAGGCCAUUUUACCCCUAUGGGGCUGUUUGUAGUCUGUAUUUAUGUUUGUAGUCUGAUCAAUACCUAAUAAAAAGAUGGUCAAAUGGUAAA